Molecule: messenger RNA, 744 nt
Organism: Carica papaya (papaya)
Lineage: Eukaryota; Viridiplantae; Streptophyta; Magnoliopsida; Brassicales; Caricaceae
Source: RefSeq, a predicted model, not a curated record
AUGAUUAGUCAGGUGCUGAGCGCUGAUGCAGAGCCCAAAAAGAAGCUCAAACACAUUGUCAUGGCAGCAACUCGGGAACAGAGAUUUGAGAGAGUAACAAAGAAUCUGAAAGUGGCAAGAGUGUUCAACACAUUAGUAGAGGAAAUGAAAGCAAUGGGACUUGCAUCAACUGAUGAUUCACAAUGUACCGAGGUGAUGGCUCCGGUGGCACACAGCGAUAGAAGUCCAGUUCUUCUAUUCAUGGGCGGUGGGAUGGGAGCAGGCAAAAGCACUGUGCUUAAAGACAUUCUCAAAGAACCAUUUUGGAUUGGAGCAGACACAGUAGUAAUCGAGGCAGAUGCCUUCAAAGAAUCUGAUGUGAUUUACAAGGCCCUUAGCUCUAGAGGUCAUGCAGAUAUGAUUCGUACAGCUGAACUAGUGCAUCAGUCGUCUACAGAUGCAGCAUCAUCUCUUCUAGUGACUGCGCUAAAUGAAGGACGUGAUGUAAUAAUGGACGGUACACUUUCAUGGGUACCAUUUGUUGUGCAGACAAUCACAAUGGCGAGGAAUGUCCAUCGUCGCCGCUAUCGAAUGGGAGCUGGUUAUAAAGUUGGGGAAGAUGGGGCUGUAACUGAGAACUACUGGGAGAGAGUCAGCGAAGAAGAAAUACAACUUCAAGGUGGCAAGAAGAGAAAACCCUACAGGAUAGAGCUCGUUGGAGUCGUGUGUGAUGCGUAUUUAGCAGUUAUUAGAGGCAUGAGGUAA